Messenger RNA from Leishmania mexicana MHOM/GT/2001/U1103, 993 nucleotides. RefSeq lists its product as hypothetical. The record is from RefSeq and is a predicted model, not a curated record. The coding region runs from base 1 to 993 and encodes 330 amino acids. Lineage: Eukaryota; Euglenozoa; Kinetoplastea; Trypanosomatida; Trypanosomatidae. The transcript has a single exon.
AUGCACAGCGCGCCGCGGACGAGUGCACCUGUGGUGCAUCGCCUCAGCCUCCCUCGCCAGACGCGGCUUAUCGUGAUUCGACAGCAUACGUCUCCGUGGCGCUUCGCGGCAUCGACAGCAUCGGCGGGGACUCUUCUUCUCAGCCACAGCAGCAGGAGCGGCGCCUCUGCGGUGGCGUGUAGCUGUCUGUCGUUCCAGCGCGCGCACAUCCGCACGGUCGUUCCUCCUCGUCCGGCUGUAACGACACUUGUAUACCUGGACCACUUCGGCCGAGCGGUGCGCACCGGCGUCGAGACGGACCUCUCGCUCAUCCGCACCCGUGACAACAAGUUUUACCUGCAGCGGGUGCUGCCCGAUGGGGAAGUCGUACGGUGGUUGGCGCCUGGCCUCAACUAUCUCAAGAACGUCACCAACUUCGAAACGUACGCGCUCAACGAUAUAGAUGAGAACGGUGGCAUUGUUAUACCUGCUGAUGUGAUGCCGACGGCGGCCCACGACCCACCAGGCUACCGCGACGCCAUCUUUUACAUUACGAAGCUUGAGGCGACGAGCAAGUUCACACGCAAGGAUCGCCGUCGCUGGCACCGACGCCUCUUCGCGCACUGGAAAGAAAGCCCGGAGAAGUACCUGAAUCAUGCACUGGGCACCUACGGCAUUACCUUCCUUGUGGUGCUUUGGGUCUGCGUGCGCGGCUUCCACAGCAUCAAGAACCAAAAGCCGUUCUGGGAUAUAAACGUGUAUGGCCGCACCGACGAGGAGCGAGAGCGCACCGACCCGUGGCUGCGGCUGAAGCGCUUCUCGGAGCGCCACCCGGAGCAUGAGGGGGUGGACAUGACCGUGACGAUGUUAUCGCCUGGCCAGUCGCGGCUGUCGAGUGCCCGGUCCGAGCUGCGUGAGUCGGACUUCACAGAUCCGCACUACCACAGCGAGUUCUGGUGGAAGGUGCGGCACUGCUAUUACUACGGUCACUGGCCGAAGGGCAUGGCGGAGUAG